CAACAACACACUCGGCCUACCUCAGAUCACAGUAGAACGCAAGCUUUCGAAGGGGACUUUGUUGCUAUCCCGAAAAAUAUAAAUUUUUCUUUUAAUCCCCCCUCAAAUUAACUGAUAAUAUGAGUGUAAGAACAUACAACCCUUCUGUUUUGAUUGGAAACUGGAAUGAGGACAUCUGUCUUGAGGAAGACAAAUUAAAAGACUUCCUCGACAAGAAGGAGAAAGGAGAGCUUUUAAUUCAAAAAGCUUCUAACUUACUAGGAAAUAUACUCAAGAAGACUGAGCUUUCUGUGUCUCACGAUGGGUACCUUCAUUUCGGGGAUAUUGUGUGCGUGUAUAACCCCGCAAGCGAAGUGUUAUUGACGGCCAACAUGUCUGAGAGUAAGAUGCGUGAUGCCCAGAGCCUUGGAGGUCCUUGCGAUAUAUCUGCAUCCAAGUCACUUCAGCCAUGUGUCCGCAAUACCUUUAUGAUUGUCAGCCCUGAGCUGUACCAGGAAGGUCAGGUACUUCGCUAUGGCCAGCCUUUUAUGCUCAGUACACUACCAGGAGUUGGGGGCAGUUUGAGAAUGCAUAGUGACCGGGUAACAUUCAAUAAAGCGGCCAAGAAGUCUCGCAAACAAGAAUGCCUUCUAACAGAUAAUUCUUCCUUCACUGCACACUGGAAUUGCUUGUGUUUUGACCCACAACAGCGCCUAGAAAAUGAUGGAAUGCCAGUCCCAGCAAACCAGCGAAUCCUGUUUAAUCACUGCAAGACAAACCAGAACCUCGCCUGCAUGUCAGAAUUCUCGUUUAGGACGCCGUUUGGUCGCGAGAUGGAGGUCGCCGCGCACACUUCGUUAGACUCUCAUCGCGCCGAGACGCCCGCUAACCACUGGGUGAUCCUUACUCGGACGGUCGAGGACGCCGCCGAACAGCACGAGAUCGAGAGAGAAACGCUUAUGAAACCGAGCACAGAGGUGCAGACUUUUGACGAGCCUCCCGCCGGUGGGCAGCACGAGUUCCGCGAAGUCCCAGAAGACUCUACCCCACCACAAUAAUCCCGUGGCGGAAAAAAAUAAUAAAAGUUUAUUAUUUGCAUCAUGACUAGGAAAUGGAGGGAGGGGGCUUUAGAUACAUUCAGUAGGAAAAUAACUAUUUUGUUUCGUGUUACGUUGGCACUGCCACUGAAUAAUAUAUGUUUAUUUUAAGAUACCGCUAAGCAGCAAACAAGUGAAUCCCACAAAUAAAAGUGGUGAAUGAAUAUGUACAGAGUGAUUUUAUUAGCAUUUUUCGCAUGACCGAGAAAUGUUAGUAAUAUAAAAAGUUAGUGAUUCGCAUUUAUCUUGUUAUUAAAAACGUACUUGUUUUUUCUUA
Molecule: messenger RNA, 1353 nt
Organism: Nematostella vectensis (starlet sea anemone)
Lineage: Eukaryota; Metazoa; Cnidaria; Anthozoa; Actiniaria; Edwardsiidae
Product: cilia- and flagella-associated protein 161
Exons: 9
Coding region: 120-1037 (305 amino acids)
Biological process (GO): cilium assembly
Cellular component (GO): motile cilium
Source: RefSeq, a predicted model, not a curated record